AUGAAUCCUAUCAAUAAAGAAAUCUGCUUUUUCAAUGGAAAGAAACAUUAUCCUGUCCAACAACCUCUUCCUGUCUCACCAGCUAAUGGUUACAGUGACAUGACAAUGGCAAUUUCAAAGAUGCAGGAAUAUGCACUUGCCAACAAUUUUGCACUUGUAACUAGAGAUAGUAAACCAACUCGAGUGUAUUUGAAGUGUGCCAAGGGCGGUCAUUAUAAGAACACACGGAAUAUUGAAGACAGCGAACGCAAGAGAAUUCCAUCUAGUGGAAAGACUGGAUGCCCCUAUCUCUUGAAAAUAUCAUACAAGAAGGCCGCUAAAGGAUAUCUUCUUUUGAAAGCCACCAAUGAGAUUGAAGGCUACCACAAUCACCCUCUUGAUGAUGACUGCCUGGAAUCUACCUUGAAAGGUCGUUUGUCAAAGGUUACUGUCGAUGAUGCUAGGGAAAUUAUGAAGCUUGUUGAGACCAAAACCAAGACUCGUGAGAUCCAAAAGGCGAUCAAUGAAGAGGAUAAUGUCAGCCAUAAGUUGUAUGUGAAUGACAUCAACAAUAUCAAGGCUGCUUUUGCUCUCAAAGCUACUUUUUUAUAUGAGAAGAUUUUUUAUUAUCAUUUUGCCCAAAAACAGGUCGUGCCUCCUAAAGAAGGAGAGGUAUAUGCCUGGAGACAGUUUGAUGAAUGCACAAAGUUUGGGAGCAAUUUAGUGAGCUAA
This is a messenger RNA of Phycomyces blakesleeanus NRRL 1555(-), 711 nucleotides long. RefSeq lists its product as hypothetical. The coding region runs from base 1 to 711 and encodes 236 amino acids. The record is from RefSeq and is a predicted model, not a curated record. The transcript is spliced from 2 exons. NCBI's taxonomy places the organism in Eukaryota, Fungi, Mucoromycota, Mucoromycetes, Mucorales, Phycomycetaceae.